AUGACGCUGCCGAUGUUGCGGGAUGAAGCCUUUGCCGCCGAGGCCACGAUGAUGGAGACCGGCUACGCAUGCCGUGACAUCCUGUUCUUCUGGGUAGCCCGCAUGGUGAUGAUGGGACUCACUCUCACAGACAAGGCUCCCUUCAAGGAGAUCUACCUCCAUGGCUUGGUCAGGGACGAGAAGGGCCAGAAGAUGAGCAAGACGAAAGGCCGGUUUUCGGUGAACGAGGAUGGGGGCCGCCUCGCAUCGCUGGACAAUCUGGACAUGAAUACAAUGGUGACAUCGUACUGA
Symbiodinium sp. CCMP2592 is the source of this 291-nucleotide messenger RNA. The record is from the annotation of a GenBank genome assembly. Lineage: Eukaryota; Dinophyceae; Suessiales; Symbiodiniaceae.